UGUCUCACGCAGUACGCAGUCUUCACGCACUAACGCUCAUCCUUGGCCUCUGUCUGACCGUCGGCCAUCAGGCCAUCGCUAUCGAGGUCGCCAUAUACCUUGUUCAUAAACUGACGGGGUGUAUUCAUGCUUCCCCGUCACUUACUCUCUCGCGAUGGACGCCGGACCAGCGCCAGCAUCAUCACCAGCGCCGACGCCCAACGCCCCUGAGGCCCCGGCGCCAAGUUCGCCCGUGCGCCCUCCUCUGGAGCCUGCGGGUCAGUCACCAGAACCCGCGCGUAUGCCCGGGUCGCCGGUCACUCGGGGCAUGACAGCGGACGACAAUUGCAGCGAUAGCGCUUCCUCGCGCUCUUCGCUCGACAUGGGCGAUAUCGGCGAGAAAGAGAAGGAAGAGGAGAUUCCGCGCUCCGCACACUCUCCGCCCACAUUGGACGUUGAGGUCAGCGCGCUCCUCAACCUCCCACCGCCGCCACCAUUUGACCUGGACGUCCGCGGCCUGACUGUCGGCGUGCCGAAGCAUUCACGACUAGUCAAGCUGCUCCAAGGCGACAUCACUGCGCUCAAGGCGUCACCGAAAGACGCGAGCCCGCGCAAGACCACAAUUCUCGAAGAUGUGUCGUGCGCGUGCUCCAGUGGACAAGUACUGGCCAUCCUUGGCGGCAGUGGAAGCGGCAAGACAACAUUACUCAACGCCGUUGCCCACCGCCUCAAUGAUCUGCCUGUCAAGGCGGGCGAGGUCGGCUAUGUGCCCUCGUACGGCGGCGCCGCGCUGGGCAAGAACGAGGCGAAGCGCCGCAUCGGGUUUGUGCGGCAGCAGGACUUCCUCGUCGAGUGUCUCACUGUGCGCGAAACACUCACAUACGCUGCGCGCCUGCGCCUUCCCACCGACCUCAGACGAGAGGACAUCGCACUUAUCGUUGAGCAGACGCUCGACGAGCUGGGCCUGCGUGAUGCGGCGGAUACUGUUGUUGGAGGCCCGCUCCGCAAGGGGAUCAGUGGCGGCGAGCGACGCCGCCUCAGCAUCGGUUGUGUGCUCGUCACCCUCCCCUCCGUGCUCAUUCUGGACGAGCCUACGUCUGGUCUCGACGCAUUCACCUCCUACCUUCUCCUGCAGACGCUGAGCGCGCUCGCGCGCCGCGGGCGAACCGUCAUCUUAUCCAUCCACGCGCCACGAUCAGACGCUUACCCAUUGUUCGACUGCAUCACUCUGCUUUCUAAAGGGCGGGUUGUGUACUCAGGCCUCCGGAGGCAGUGUCUCGACUGGUUCAGUGGAUUGGGCCACGACGUCGAGCCCGGCAUCAACCCCCUUGACUUCCUCAUUGAUGUCAGUUCUGUCGACAACCGCACGCCCGAGAAGGAGGAGGCGAGCAUGGCCCGCGUUCGCGCACUCACCAAUGCGUGGGCGGCGCACAUCGCCGCUAAGCCAGACACGCUCGCUCCUCAGCGGCCAGAUCUGCGCUCCUCCAACUCUCACCACAGUGCGGGGGCUGUCGAACUGCACCGCGCUGUGACGCGCACCGAGCAGAAGCGUCCCGGUUUCUUCCUCCAGACCCGUGUGCUCACCGCGCGUGCGCACCGCAACGUCUACCGCAACAUCCCAACGAUCGCGGGCCUCGUGCUUCAGGGCAUCAUCCUCGGCGUCAUCAUGGGUGUGACAUACGCCAAUAUCCCAGACACGCCGACAGGCGUCCAAUCGCUCAAAAAUCUUUCGUUUCAAAUGAUUCCCGGCGUGUUCUACCUCCAGCAGGUGUUUUGGGUGUACAAGUUCUGCAAGGAUCUGAUUAUUUUCGACCGCGAGCGAGAGGAUAACCUCUACGAUGUCGUGCCGUACGUACUCAGCGACUGGAUCUCGUUCCUUUUCCCCGCCAUCCUCUCCCCGACGCUGUACAUCUUCAUCCUCUGGUUUAUCGCAGGCAUGCGACAUGACGAUGUCGCGCGCGGCUUGUUCACGGUGGUUGGGAGCACGCUGCUCGUACAAAGUGCGAUCCAGGGCCUUGCAUUAUUUGCAAGCUCUGUCACCCGCAGCUUUGCGCAGGCGUCGCUCAUCGGCAACGCGAUCAACAUCUUCCAGCUCCUCUCGGCGGGCUUCAUCCUCGUCGACCCGCCAAACUUUACAGAAUGGAUCCGCUGGCUCUCGCCGUACUUCUACAGCUUCCGCAUCGUCGCCACUGUAGUUUUCAAGGACCGCGUGUUCGACUGCCCGGCAGACUCGAAUGCCAAUCUUGCCCAGUGCGACGGAAACAACGUCCUCCGCGGCUUUAACUUUGACCUGGACAUCAAUAUCGGUGUGUGGUUCGCCGGUAUGAUCGGCUUCGCCCUAUUGGAGUACGCCAUCGCCUGCCUUGUGCUCCGCUACCUUCCUGUUGGCGGCGUGCGGCACGCCUCCGAGAUUGACGGCCAUUUCCGCGGCAAGACGGCCGACGUCGCAGAUAGCCACAUGACACGCGACAAAAUCGACGUGACAGUGCGUCACCUCAGCUUUGCAUGGGAGCGGCGAGGGCGAGGCCUUGCGAAGAACGCGCGCAAGCUCAUCCUCGACGACGUCUCGGCCUCCUUCCCCGCCGGUGAGGUCAGCGCCAUCCUUGGCCCCUCGGGAGCGGGGAAGUCUACGCUACUUCAGCUCAUUGCGGGCCGCCGCCUCAGCGCUGGCGCCAUGGCGAGCUUCACGCGCACUGGUGACUUGCUAUUUGCGGGGGCGCCCGCUACAGCCGUGGCAAUGAGCAAUGUCGCCUUUGUGGAACAGGAGGAUGACUGGCACCUCCCCAACCUGACGGUCCGGGAGACGCUGCGUUAUGCUGCGGUUCUCCGCUUGCCAAACGAGAUGGCGCGGAAGAAGAAGAUCGCAAGAGCCGAGACAGUGCUUAGGAUGUUGGGACUCAAGGAUUGCGCCGACCUCCCGGUCGGCGGGCCGCUCAUCAAAGGCAUUUCGGGCGGCGAGAAGCGCCGUCUUUCUCUCGCUGUGCAGAUGAUCAACGACCCCGCAGUGCUCGUCGUUGACGAGCCCACGUCCGGUCUCGACUCCAGCAUCGCGCUCAGCGUGAUGCAGGUACUGAAGGAUAUCGCGGCGACUGGGCGCACCGUCAUCGCGACUAUUCACCAGCCCCGUUCGGACAUUUGGCGCCUUGCGGACAAUGUCACGCUUUUGGCCAAGGGUGGGGUGGUGGCGUACAGCGGCCGGCGUUCCACUGCGAUCAGAUACUUCACCAGCAUCGGCUACCCAAUGCCGUCAGAGUUCUUCAACCCCGCCGACCACCUUCUCGACUUGGUAUCUGUCGACCCGAGGGCCGCGACACAUGCCGUUUCCCAGGCGCGUGUCCGAUCCCUAACCGACUCGUGGCGCGCCAUCACCUCCCAGAGCGGGGAUGAAGAAGUGCCUGCCCUCGACGAGAAGAAGAGCGGAUGGCGCCGCAGCCUCCCCCUUGUGUCGGCGGCGAGCGAGAACAAGCUGUCCUCCGGCUCGCGCACCACGUCGAUGUACAUUGCGCUCCCCGUCGUCCUGCAGCGGCACUGGCUGAACCUCUGGCGCCAGCCCGAUGUGUUCAUCAACCGCUUCAUGCAGGCGCCGUUCGUGAGCGCCCUCUUCAUCCUCUUCUUCCAACGCCUCACAAUGGGUGCGCAGGGCGCGCAGGACCGCAUCGGCCUCACAAUGCAGAACACCAGCGCCAUUGCCUUCGUUGGCCUUCUCAACGCCAUGUCGAUUCUGCCUCCAGAACGCAACCUCUAUCUGCAUGAGGCGGCGAGCAGCGCACGCUACGCGCCCGCCACGUUUGUGAUCAUGUACACGCUCGUGGAGCUUGGGCCGCAGAUUUUCUCUGCACUCGUCUACACCGCCGUGAUGCACGUCGCCGUGGGGAUGCAGACGAGCGUGGCCAUCUUCUUCGAGUUUUUCGCCACCAUCUGGGCCAUGCAGAGCCUUGGCGAAAGCCUCGCCAUCCUCGUCGGCAUGUGGGUGGCCUCAGAGGGUCUGACCGUCACCAUCCUUUCCACGUUCCUUUCGCUGCUUGCGCAGACGGCUGGUGUCGUGUCUCUCAAUGUGCCGCGAUGGCUGGCCGGCCUCUCGUGGGGCACGCCCUUCAAGGGCGCCGUCAAGAUCCAGAUCAUCAACGAGUGUGUCGGCCUCGUGUUCCGGUGUACGACCCAGGAAGUUGCGGAUGGCAAGUGCGUGGCGCAAACGGGCGAGCAGAUCCUCGCGCUGUUCGGGUGGCAGGACCUCAACGCCGCCCGGUUCACGGGCAUCAUGGUCGCGACGACUGUGGCCUGGCGCAUUCUCUCGUGGCUGAGCGUUGCGGCGCGCGUCCGUGGCUUCCGCUAGGGAUAGAUCCUAGACUUUCUUUUUGAUUGUGGGGGGUGUUGUGCGAUUUCUUGCUUUAGCCGCGUCGCAUGAUAUAUGUUUACUCGGGGUACGGUUACUGUCCAUGCGCUGUCCACGUCAGUCGCCUUGGUACGCCUCGUGCACCUCAACAGAUGCGACGCAGGGCGUCCCGACGCCCGUCGUACGGAUGGCGCAGCAGCGCAGCAGACACGGUCGCUCCCACCACCUGAUCGGCGGGUUUCUAAACGUUAGCUUUAGUUCUCAAACACUUUGAUUAAGGCGCCGAGAACGGCCAUGAUUCGCUUUGGUAGAGAAGCAGUUGUGCGAGACCCCC
Molecule: messenger RNA, 4646 nt
Organism: Cutaneotrichosporon oleaginosum
Lineage: Eukaryota; Fungi; Basidiomycota; Tremellomycetes; Trichosporonales; Trichosporonaceae
Biological process (GO): transmembrane transport
Cellular component (GO): membrane
Molecular function (GO): ATP binding; ATP hydrolysis activity; ABC-type transporter activity
Source: RefSeq, a predicted model, not a curated record